This is a messenger RNA of Salvia splendens (bonfire salvia), 4001 nucleotides long. Its product is annotated as NADH-ubiquinone oxidoreductase chain 4-like. Gene Ontology annotation, biological process: electron transport coupled proton transport; ATP synthesis coupled electron transport; aerobic respiration. The transcript has a single exon. Gene Ontology annotation, molecular function: NADH dehydrogenase (ubiquinone) activity; ubiquinone binding; NADH dehydrogenase activity. Gene Ontology annotation, cellular component: respiratory chain complex I. Bases 2150 to 2668 code for a protein of 172 amino acids. The record is from RefSeq and is a predicted model, not a curated record. NCBI's taxonomy places the organism in Eukaryota, Viridiplantae, Streptophyta, Magnoliopsida, Lamiales, Lamiaceae.
CUUAAGCCACUUUAGUGGAAACCAGAAGGACUGGAGCUGUUGGAUGUUGCUCAGUGCUGCUAUAACUUAACAACCAAAAAGCUCUGCGUCGAACUUCAGCCCCUUCGAGUUGGCCACGGGGACCUCUGACGCCCCACACCAUUGCGACAGGCGGGGGCUUGCCCAUCAGCCUACUUUGACAAGAGGUGGCAGGAGCGCAACGACCUAGCCCAAACCUACUUAAACAACCUAAAGGCUUGGCCCGGUCUGAAAGUAGACCUUGUAGAAAAGCGGAUAGGAGAGGUAGCCUAUAGACUCAAGCGACCAGCUCGGUGAAAACUCACCCCUAUUCCAUGUGAGUCAGUUGACUUCGAUUAGACCAGACCCACCCAGAGAGGAACGUGCCCACGAGGGCACCACCAGAGGAAAAUAACGUAAAGUAGAAAGGAACAAGGUCUUACGGCACGAUCACUAUAUCUUUUCUUUUUCUUUCCUCUAUGGAAAGAGGGGAUGAUACGUGGCGUGGUAUACCUGAUCGUUUAGUCAACGAGACGUACGUAAGUCGACAUAGCUCCAUGUAUAUCUUCUUUGGAGCUAGAACCAAUCAAUAGAACGAAAUGAAAUAAAAUAAUGGGGGCGACGAACAUGGCUCAAGAGUGUCUAUACAAAGCCCUUCUCUUCUUCACUCAAAGAGGCAAUGCACCCUUUCUUUGAUCUUUGAAUGGUACUUGAUUCAUAAAGAAUGAAUCUUUUGAAGUUAUACGGACUUUCUAAAAAAAAUGCUACGCUCCGCGUGUCACGAGAUAUGGAGCGUUCUAAUCGAAGAGUCAUACCUCUUUAUUACAGUAAGGCCAAUGCACCAGCCAGCCAGUGUGGUGGCGAACACGCUGUGCUGUAAGCUAAGCUGUUCACCUUGUAGACGUAGAAGAUAUAGAAAGUGUGCCGUGCGUGAUUCAUAAGAUUCUAUAGUAUAUUAUUUCACUUAGCCCGCCUCUCCCAUGACUUUCCGGACCAACCAACCCGGAUCUGCCCUCGCAAGUCUUCUCUGCAUUUUGGGAGCAGAGCAUGCAGCAAAAUCGAGCAAUGGAUCUUAGAAGAAUUCCACUUUAAAGCACGACUCUUUCUAUUUCUGCGCUGGCAUUUGAAUUGUCUCCCUUCCUCUUUCAAUCGAAAGACUCGAUGCAGAUAGCUCUUGGUGGCCCCCGCUUCUGCCUCUAUCAGGCGGCGACAGAACCCACCUCCACAGCCACAGUAUGGAGGAGCUGCUCCUUAAUCCGCACUACAACCAAUCCAAAUUUUCUCCAGAUCGAUAUAUGAUGCUAAACCGAGACCGAGAUAGAGAGAGGGCUUCCCCUUUGUUGUCUCUUCGAGACAAAUCAUAUGAAUGGUGCUAAUUCCCAUGUUCUUUCUAGUCUCGUUUGGUUUCGAGAGCAUCCCUCUCCCCGUCCCUUACUCGUUCUUUUGGAAAGCCGUCAUCCUGGAUUUUCUUUUCGUAUGCCGGGGAAAGUACCUCACCUUUAUACAAUACAUGAAUUUGGAUUCCAAUUUCCUCCUCGGGUCUCUAUAAAACAGAAUGAAAAGCCCGGGUGGAAGCACAACACAAAAGGAGAGAGGAAAAGUAGAAAGGGGGGAAGAAGUCUAGUGCUAGUUCUUACUGACACUUCUUUAUCUAACUUUCAUUUUUGAGUGCUUUCUUUGUUCUCUUAUUUAUUUGGAUUGAAUGAAAGAAAGAAAAAACUUCCCUUUCUUUCUCUUCUUUUUAUCCCUUCGACGAAUUUCGGCUAUGACCAAUGCCCCACUAGCUGAAUAGGCGUAAGAAAGCUACCUGAAAAAAGGCAAGGUGCACCUUGGAUUGAACUCGACGAAUUGCAUUUUGCCAGAGAGAUUUUUUUAGUUAGAAAGAUUCUCUAUUGGAAAUUCAAAAUAAAAAGAAAGGGUCUACCUUAGAGCCUUAGAGGAAGGGGGCCCCCAUACUUUUUCAUUCAGGGGAGGGGGGAGACUAGCCUCAUUACUUCCCACUGGGCGAGAGGUGCACCUAACCCACCUACCCACUCAUCAAUCACGGUGUUCAGCUGACUUGCACUGAUAGACCCCUAUUGUAUUGUAUUGGAAUUAGGCGCCCAUCUUUUUACUGUUGUAAAUUAAUCUCUUCAAUCUUCGAUUCUACUCUAUGUUAGAACAAUGGUAUUUUGAUCUAAGUGGUCUUAUUCUUUCUCCCGUGCUAGGAAGCAUUACUCCUCUUUUCAUUCCAAAUUCAAGAAUACGACCGAUACGAUUGAUUGGUCUGUGCGCCUCUCUUAUUACUUUUUUGUAUUCCCCUGUUCUUCGGAUACAAUUCGAUCCUUCUACGGCCAAAUCUCAAUUUGUGGAAAGCCUUCGAUGGCUUCCUUAUGAAAACAUCCAUUUUGAUUUGGGUAUAGAUGGUAUCUCUUUAUUCUGCGUGAUAUUGACCACAUUUCUGAUCCCUAUUUGCAUUUUAGUGGGUUGGUCUGGUAUGAGAAGUUAUGGGAAAGAGUAUAUUACAGCAUCUCUAAUUCGUGAAUUUCUAAUGAUCGCCGUGUUCUGCAUGCUGGAUCCUCUACUAUUCUAUGUUCUUCCCGAAAGUGUGCCAAUCCCUAUGUUGUGCGGAGCUGAGCAUCAUCUAUUCGCUGGGAUAAAGCCUUUCCUCUGCAGGGGCCUUGUGCAGUAAACCCCCUACGGGCGGUCGUCCGUCGUCGUAAAGUAGUCCCCGCGAAGCUUUCGGGAAGAGGGGUAGUCUUGUGUGUAAGCAUAGCAUUUCUGGUCGAACCCGCCCAACCCAACUAAGAAGAACCGAACCUGACAGACACAUCUUUUUCCUUUUUGGAGGGUACUCCGAGUAGUGGGUACCUCGUAGGACCUCGACCCGCCUACUCGGGUCUUGUAUGGAUAUGCAGGAAGGGGUGCUCCUAGGUGUGUGUUGUGUGUAGGGGUUGUGUUUGUUCGCGAGAAUGGAUUCCUCGUCAAGUCAGUUUGGGGGGUGUGGACACACUUGCGCGAAUUCGGGUAACGGCUACAAGGGAUAAAUCGAAAGGAAACUGUACCCGACCAGGGAUGGACGUAAACUCGUAAGCUACCGAGGGUAGGGAUAAUCGUCCAGGUCUUAUUGUGAAAGAAAAAAGCCGCCCCGCCACAGCAGGCGGGUUGCUUCCUCUGUCGUCGCCGGCGAGCUCUUGGUGAGGAGACCUUAGGAUAAGUUGCUAAAACAAAGGGGGGAGGGGAGGAUCGACCCGUUCAGUAGAAUUCCGAAGAAAGACUGUUGGCAGCAGGUGGAGACAUUUUUUUGGCCCCUUCAAAAGGAAAUGCGGGCAGGGUAGAGCUCGGCAGAGGGUUCGAGAAUAGGGUCCUGUCCUUAAGAUUCAGAUAAGAAAAGAGUUCCAAACCUUUAUGUUAUGCAUGCACCUCCGUACAAGUGCUGCGUACUAGUUCCGUCCAGAAUGAUUGGGAAAGAUCAAACCAAUUUGAACCGCUCACAUCACAGUAGUCGUAGCGUAAAGGCCGUAAGUCGAGGGGCAGCCAUAAGGCUAUUCCUUUCACACCUCUCUCUCUAUCUAUAGAUAGAGAGAGAUCCGCUGCGUGAGCAACCCGACUGUGCCUUACAUGUGCUCUACAGACCGCACUCCAUCUUUCUUCCCAACGAGCCCUUUUUUCUUUUGAUUUGGAAGACGGGCGUUGCGUUCGGUUCGAAAGGCAUGGUUUUCAGUAUGUCUCCAGAUAGGGCCCCCUAGUCCGGCUAGCUAGUGAGCGGUUCUUUCGGGCGGGCAUCUACUGCAACGCAAGCACCAUUGUUCGCCACCACCCGAGAAGCAAAAGAUUCGAGAGUCCAGGCUGAAAAUACAUGCAUAGAUAGUGGUCUAAUGCCAAGGCCGACGACGGAAGCUCGGGACGGAGCCGUAUGAGGCGGAAGUCUCACGUACGGUUCUCUGAGAAGGGAGUGGCUACCUACUGGAGCUUCGACCAACCACCACCGGUCAAUUCCGCUUUGGGGCCACCCCUUACUCUAC